AUUUUAUCAAUGUAGGAAAACUUUCCAAAUUAAAAAGACUUUCAACAAGAGAAUUAACUUAUCAAAUAGCAAUUACUACAAUAUUGGGUUAAGGUCUCUAAAAAUCUUGAUGAAGAAUAUGAAGAAAUUCUUUAAUUGGGAUCCGAUUCUGAUCCAAAUGAUAUUAUUAAUGCUUUGUUUAUUAUAGAAGAUGCAAGAUAAGAAUAAUAAAAGGUAUAAUUAUAAAUAUUCAUUUAGUUAGAAAAACAAUAAUUAGAGGCAUUAAAGAUUUAAAUUGAAUCAUAGAAAUAAUAAAUUAAUGAUUAAAAAUAAUAAUAAAAUGAGAAAUCCUAAUCAUCAAAUACGAAACAAGAUUUUAACCAAGAAAUUCGAUAGUUAGAAAUUAAAAUAAAUGAAUUAUCAUUAGCUCUUGUCCAAAGUAAAGAAGAAAAGGUUUAAUACAUGGAAUAAGCUCAAAAAUAGAUAUAAUAUCUUAAAGAAUAAGAAUUAGAAUUGAAAAGCAAAUUAUAAAUACUUUAAUUUGAAUAAUCAAAAAAAUCUUCAUUUGUUGAACAAGAUGAAAAUGCAACAAAAAAUUCUAAAGAUUAUAUUGAAGAGGAUAUUUCAAGGUAAUCUGCUUCACCUUAAACUUAAAAACUUAAAUUAGAUUAUUCGAAGUUAAGUCUUGGUUAAAAUUUAAAAAAAUUAACAAAAGUUGAUUAAGUUUAAGGAGCAUCAUAAGCAUCAUUUAGGUUUGGAAAUAAAUGA
Molecule: messenger RNA, 747 nt
Organism: Paramecium sonneborni
Lineage: Eukaryota; Ciliophora; Oligohymenophorea; Peniculida; Parameciidae
Source: the annotation of a GenBank genome assembly